Messenger RNA from Fraxinus pennsylvanica, 999 nucleotides. Lineage: Eukaryota; Viridiplantae; Streptophyta; Magnoliopsida; Lamiales; Oleaceae. The record is from the annotation of a GenBank genome assembly.
AUGAAUUGCAAAAAUGAUUUUAUUCAUUGGACAUCUGCGCAAGGCAUAAUUUGUAAUUAUCACUUGGAAGAAGAAGAUGAAUAUGACAAAGUGGCUGUUUGUAGAGAAGAGGCUGGUGACCGCCUAUAUAUGAGGGACGUGAAAGUUGCUGAUUACGGAUUUGAGAGACCUAACGCUUAUGGUGAGCUUCCGAACACAUUCCAGGAUGUUGUUAGAGAUUCGCGUGCAAAUCACAUGGCUGCUAAACUUAGGCUGAAAGAAGAUGCAGAGGCAGCUGGGAAUAUUGAUUCCUUACAAUUUGCUGAUAACUCUGUGGCCCUGGAUGUGGAGACUGAAGAUCUUAACCAAGUAGAACUCGAUGGUUAUAAUCCAAAAUCUAUUCUGAAAAGGAGAAGUCAUGUAGACUCGAAGUCUGGGAAGCGCGUCCGCUUCCAGUUGAACUCCAAAGGCAGUACUCAGAAUCACGAGGAACAACAAUCUUCAGGAGCCAGUGAUUUGGUGUCAGGGCCACGAUCAAGGGAUGAUUUUGCAGCACCACAAGAAGCAUCUGAUCUUUCGCAAUAUUCAUCUGGUGUUCCAGACUAUCUAAGGAACCCUUCAAAGUACACACGAUAUACUUUUGAUUCAUCUGAAGACACGGAUGAGCAAUCCAAUCGAAAGGCGUAUAUGGAGUUUUUUCAUCGGUUGAGGAAGGGAAACACUGAGAGCUCAUCGGAGGAUGACACUUGUGCUGACAUCCCAAAAUCAAUAGUUUUCACUCCAAAAAAGAAGCCAGAAGAUGACUUAAUGGUGAAAAUAAGGAACGAGUCUGUGGGAGACAGUGGUAAGAAAAGGGGAUUGCCCAUUGGUGUUGCAGAAGAAGAUGCCAAAGAAAGUGAAGUCAGUGCAAUGGAAGAAGACGAGCCAUAUAUAGCAAAUGAUAAAGGUAGCAGCUCGCAGAAACCAGGUCGCCAGUAUCGGUCAAGGACCAGUGCAUGUGAUGACGACAACUUGACCUGA